Messenger RNA from Phacochoerus africanus (Common warthog), 4383 nucleotides. RefSeq names its product insulin like growth factor 2 (gene IGF2). The record is from RefSeq and is a predicted model, not a curated record. Gene Ontology annotation, molecular function: hormone activity; growth factor activity. Gene Ontology annotation, cellular component: extracellular region. The coding region runs from base 724 to 1278 and encodes 184 amino acids. NCBI's taxonomy places the organism in Eukaryota, Metazoa, Chordata, Mammalia, Artiodactyla, Suidae. The transcript is spliced from 4 exons.
CCCGGGCUCGCGACGGCCGAGGGCUCCGUCGGCCCAAACCGAGCUGGGCGCCCGCGGCCCGGGUGACGCCUCCGCUCCGCCCCCCUCAGCACCUUCCCCGGCCCCCGACGUUGCGCCCUCUCCCUCGCUUCUCUGCGCUCCCCAGCCCCUCUCCGGCCUCUGGUCCCGGCCCUCUCUUCUUCCGCAGCCUUCCCUGUGCUCCCUCCCGCCCCCCCCAGCUCCUUGCCUCCAACUCCCUCCCCUUCCACGCCCGCCCUCUCGCCUUCGCCGUCCCAAAGUGGAUUAAUUAUACGCUUUCUGUUUCUCUCUCCGCUCUCCUCUCCCGCUGUGAGCCUGCCCGCCUCUCGCUGUCCUCUCUCUCUCUCGCCCUCUCUUCGGCCCCCCCCCGUUUCACGUUCACUCUGUGUCUCUCACUAUCUCUGCCCCCCUCUAUCCUUGAUACAACAGCUGACCUCACUUCCCGAUCCCCUUCCCCCCCCAAAAGUACAACAUCUGGCCCGCCCCAGCCCGCAGACAGCCCGUCCUCCCCAAACAAUCAGACGAGUUUCCCACCCCCCCAAAAAAAGCCAUCCCCCCGUUCUGCCCCGUCGCACAUUCGGCCCCAGCGACUCGGCCAGAGCGGCGCUGGCAGAGGAGUGUCCGGCAGGAGGGCCAACGCCCGCUGUUCGGUUUGCGAUACGCAGCAGGGAGGCGGGCGGCCCCUGCGCCGGCUUCCAGAUUCCAAUGGGGAUCCCGAUGAGGAAGCCGCUGCUCGUGCUGCUCGUCUUCUUGGCCUUGGCCUCGUGCUGCUAUGCUGCUUACCGCCCCAGUGAGACUCUGUGCGGCGGGGAGCUGGUGGACACCCUCCAGUUUGUCUGCGGAGACCGCGGCUUCUACUUCAGACUUCCAGGCAGGCCGGCGAGCCGCGUGAACCGCCGCAGCCGUGGCAUCGUGGAAGAGUGCUGCUUCCGUAGCUGCGACCUGGCCCUGCUGGAGACCUACUGCGCCACCCCCGCCAAGUCCGAGAGGGACGUGUCGACCCCUCCGACCGUGCUUCCGGACAACUUCCCCAGAUACCCCGUGGGCAAGUUCUUCCGCUAUGACACCUGGAAGCAGUCCGCCCAACGCCUGCGCAGGGGCCUGCCGGCCCUCCUGCGCGCCCGCCGGGGUCGCGUGCUCGCCAAGGAGCUGGAGGCGGUCAGAGAGGCCAAGCGUCACCGACCCCUGAUCGCCCGUCCCACCCGAGACCCCGCCGCCCACGGGGGCGCCUCUCCCGAGGCGUCCGGCCAUCGGAAGUGAGCCAAAUUGUUGUAAUUCUGCGGUGCCACCAUCCACCUCGUGACCUCCUCUCGACCGGGACCUUGUCCAUCAGGUCCCCCUUCUGAAAUCUCUGUACCCUUCUGUCUGCGGGCAUCUCCGCCCCGGGCCCCGUGCCCCAACCUCCCCAUGUCAGGCUAGUCUCUCCUCGGCCCCUUCCAUCGGGCCGAGGGCAUCCAAACCACAAACCCAAUUGGCUUGGUCUGUAUCUCCCCCCAAAUUAUGCCCCCAAUUAUCCCCAAGUUACAUACCAAAAAUUGAACCCCUCAACCACACCCACAUACAAUCAGCCCCCUUAAAACGAAUUGGCAUCUUUAAAACACCAGAAAAGCAAAUUAGCUUUAAAAAAAAAAAACACCCAAAAUAUCAAUUAGCUGAAAAAAAAAAUACUAAAAAUAAAUUGGCUUAAAAACAAUUGGCAAAAUAAAAGAAUUUGGCCCCCCCCUUCCUUCUCUUUCUUUUCGGACCUUGAGUUAAAUUGGCUGUGACCCAUCAUCCAAGAGAAAGGAAGGGACCAAAAUUUGCAGGUAGGCUUGUCGCCGCUCACAGCCAUCUCCCUCCUCCUGCCACACCCUCGCCGGCCACUGGCGGUGUGGCACCAGGGACCCAGUCCCGUCCUCUCUCUAGUCCCAUGACCGAGACCGCGGUGGAGUUGGCUGGGAGACCCCGUGAGAUCAGAGGAGGGGAGCACGGAACCAGAAACCCAAACCUGCGCAGGUACAACAUGACUGGCCCCCCGCACGGCCCAAGACCGCUCAUCUCAGUCUCCACUUUAAAAAGUACACGUACCCACACGCAUCCCUGCAGAAACACACACACGCACGCAUGCGCGCACACGUGCGCGCGCACACCCACCCGCACAUGCAUCCACACACACUCGUGCGUACACACACACACACACACGCACACACACACACUCUCUCUGUGGGAUCCCUGAGCCCAGCUGUUUAGAUUAGACCCCGGUCCGUCCCAAAUUCUUCUCGAAGCUGUCCCGAGAUGAGGUUUUCGUGUCCUGUGCUCUCCUCCCUUCCCCUGGGAUGCGCCCGAGGGUGGGAGAGGGUGUGUCCCAGGGCUCAGCAGGCGGUCCCAUCUUCCCGAGACGGGAGAGAUCCCCUCCUUCUCGGCGCCUGUCCCCACAGCCCCCACAGACCCCCCCCCCCCGGCAUGGCACCCAUGCACCUGCCAUCGUGCCCAGUAGGGGAUGGGUUUGGCGAGACUGGAGAUGGCUGUAGCCAGUGAGACAUGCCCUGCCACGUAGCCUGACCCCCUGGGUGUGCUCUGUGAGAUCUGGGGACCCCAGCACACCUAGGGAUCAUCUUUGCCAGCCUCCUGGGGAGCCUCUCAGAAAUGGGGGCCCCCAGAAGGCUGGCAAAGGUGAUGGGGAGCGUGGGAAGUCUGGCGGUUGGCGGGGUGGGUGGGGGGCAGUGCGGGCUGGGUGGGGGGUGCUCCGGGGUCAGAAGUGGUCCAGCAAGGUUUUGGACAAAAAGUCAGGAGGAAGGAGUGACGAGGAGACUUGCAGAAUUACAGGUAGAAUCAGGAACCCACAUCGACGCCAAUUGAUCUAUUCCCCCCUUUGAUUGUUUUCUCCUGGGGCUUUUUUCCUUUUUUUUUUUUUUUUUUUUUAAAUCCCUCCUUAGCUUUUUACGCGCUCAAUACCAAAUUAAACUUACUCCCCACCCCACGUAACAGGGGGGCGGUGACCGAAGGACGAGGAGCACACGAAGCCACCAUCCGUCACCUUGGCGGCACCAGCCGCUGUCCUGCCCUCCGCCAUUUAUCGCCCUUGAUUUGAUUUUUGUUUUGCUCUGUCCCUGUCGCUUGGGUGGAGUGGAGAGGGGAGCCUCUGUGGGGGUGCCAGCCACUGCGCCCCCCAGAGACGUCAGGGGAAUGGAGACGGCUGCUGCCCAGCCUGGCUCCCGGGGAUGGUGGCUGGUCCUCGGGGGUCCUGAGGGGCGGAGGAGGGGGCCUGGAGGUGUCUCCCCAGGUGUCAGGAAGGUGCUCGGUGGCCACCAGGGUGGGGCCCCCGGCUGGCCCACCGGCCGGGGGGGAAGGGGCUGCAGAGGCUUGAGUGAGGGGCUCCAUCGGGCGGGAGCAGGUGGCCGCCUUCCGUGCACUUGGGAGUCCUCUCCGCACCCCUCGCUGACACCGCGCCCGCCUCUCAGCGCCCCGUCUGGCCCCCAGAAAGCUCAGAGCUCCGCGGGGCUUCCUGGGGUCCAGGCGGGGUGAGGUGGGGCAGUAGGAGAGGUCCAGAGGGAUGAGCCCUGCUGAGCAAGAGAGCUGCGAGUGUGUGCGACAGCUGGGGUCACCCGGGCCCCGAGGCCCUCGGGUCUGGCGGUACCGACCCAGCCACCGUCUCGGCGCCUAGGGCUGCGGCAGGGACCCCGGGCGGCUGGGAGGUUUACCUCACCCCCGCCUCUGCCCCCAGCGCAGCCCCCCUGCACGGCAGCCCGACUAGCCAGCUAGAGGCCCAAAGCUUCUGGGCCCCGGUGACGGGGCUGGCACGACCCUGGGGGCGGUCCGUGCCAGCCCACCCGAGGCACAGAGGACCCUCGGCCGGCGCCCGGGGAGUGGGCCAUUCGGACCAUUGGACAGAAGCCCAAAGAACCAAAUUGUCCCCAUUGGAGACUGGACAGAUUGGCCUGAGAUCCAAAGCGCAAGGUACCCCAAAUUUCUGCCCACUCAGCCGGACGCCCGUGCACCCCAGGCUACCUUUGCCUCGCUCUGGGUGCGGGCUCCGGGGGCGUCGGCCGAGCCUCCUCUGUGCCCCCAGCGAGCAGCUCUCCAAGGGUCGUGACCAUCAGACCCCGGGCCCCCUCUGACCUCCGUGCCCUGCUGGUGGCCCUCCAACUGUCUCCUCCUGAGGCUCCCUGGCCGUCUUCAGCGGGACCCCCUCUCGGGUCCCCGCAGCAUCGCCGAGGACCCCCACGUGCGGACCACCGAGUGUCACCUUGCCGGCCGCCCAGCCCACCUCGCGGCCGUGUUCGCCUCCACUCGCCCCUAACAUGCUGGUACUUCUGGCAGAAUCCACCGCUUGGGUCCUGUCUUUAACCUUUAAUGCUCGCAGUCCCAAUAAAGCAUUUAAAUUUA